CAAGCUGAAGUCAGAGAAGUCAAUCUGAGAACUAGGCAACGGCUAACAUAGAGCAAAGCACGCAGAACUGACCUGAACUAAACAUGCUAACCAGAUCAGACAGCAUGGUCUUCACAUUACCGGCAAACUCUUUCUUCCAGUCGCAGCCGCCGCAGUUUGAUUUCAGACCGAUCGUGGCACGCAACACCGAGCCAGAGAUCUUCACCUUCGAGCGGAUCCCGCAGCAGCAGCAGCCGCUCCCUGGCCGCGGAGCUCCAGUGCGCCCUCGCAAGAGGAACACCCGGGUCAUGUACCCCUCAAAAGUGCGCAAAUAUCUGCCACCGCCCGAGAAGAGCCCUGCUAAACGCUGGCUGCUCAUCCUGUGCCUGGUGGUCUUAAUGCAGAUCUACACAGAGGAUGAAACCGUGGAGACCACGCAGAGUGAAGGUCCAGCCUUCACCGAUACCACAUCAUACAACGUUCUAUCCUUCCAGUCCCCUGAGGAGCAAGCCAGAGAGAUGAUGGGGAAUUGUCUGGAGGACUUCACCCAGACACCUCACAAGCAGCUCCAGGCCAGCAGCGACGAGAAGGAGGUCGAGAACUCUUGGUUUCUGAACACUACAUGCCCAAGCUCACACUGGGAAGAAGACAUGACAGCUCUCUACCAGCAAAGCCGGAGGAGUGGAUACGUGGUGGCUCUUCUCUACCCGGUGUACCACACACUUGGCCCAGAGAACUGAACGAACUGAGAAAUAGACUUUGGAGGAACAAAAUCACCACUUUGAACCUUCUUGGUUUAAAGGUGGAAGAGAAAUAGGCUCCUGUGGUACCAAGAGGUGCUUGGAGAACCUCGAAGGAGAGGGAGAGAUGAUGGAGACAUUUGAUGGACUGACUUAGACUUUAUAAUGGAAUGAAACUUGAAUGGCUCAUUUAGAUUUAAUUGAAGUUCUCUUGAAGUGUAGACAUUUACAAGUAGACAAAACUCUGUGUGAGGAUGUCACAAUGAUCAUUUGUGUUGCUGAACGCUGCCACUCACAGAAAUACUUGAAGCUCACGUUGAAGAUUUUAUGUGUUAAAUGAAGACAUGUUUGUUGUAGCUAUUAUUUAAUGGUAUUUAUUUAUUGUUAUUGACUUAUUUAUUUCUUAUUGCCUUGUGAAAAUAAAUGUGACAUUAACUUCUUAA
Myxocyprinus asiaticus (Chinese sucker) is the source of this 1162-nucleotide messenger RNA. RefSeq lists its product as uncharacterized. Bases 84 to 719 code for a protein of 211 amino acids. The transcript has a single exon. NCBI's taxonomy places the organism in Eukaryota, Metazoa, Chordata, Actinopteri, Cypriniformes, Catostomidae. The record is from RefSeq and is a predicted model, not a curated record. Gene Ontology annotation, biological process: negative regulation of apoptotic process.